This is a messenger RNA of Esox lucius (northern pike), 8324 nucleotides long. RefSeq names its product disco-interacting protein 2 homolog Ba (gene dip2ba). The coding region runs from base 144 to 4916 and encodes 1590 amino acids. The record is from RefSeq and is a predicted model, not a curated record. The transcript is spliced from 39 exons. Lineage: Eukaryota; Metazoa; Chordata; Actinopteri; Esociformes; Esocidae.
UCCCCAUUAUGGCGGAGGGAGCAGUCGGCCGAAUGGAUUGUCUCUCCUAUUCAAAUGAUUGUUUCGUGUAUUGAAUGGAGUAUCCUGACGAAUAAGAGAUUUCGUUUUACCUAAAGAAAACUUCGUUUGAUUGUUUUUAAGUGAUGGCGGACCGUGGCAUGGAUUUGUCCGGUAUACCGAAAGAGGUUCGAGACCAUUUGGCGGAGUUGGAGCUGGAGCUAUCGGAAGGUGACAUCACACAGAAGGGCUAUGAGAAGAAACGAGCCAAGCUGUUGGCCCCCUUCCUCCCACACAUUACCAGUGUGGAGCUGAGCCUCCCAGACGUCCAGCAGCAGUCCUCCUCCGGUCCCACCAGUGAUGAGCCCAGCCCAGAUGCCCCUGGCCCCUCCUCUUCCUCCGGGAGCCGCAGGAACCGCAGCGGGGGGGCCAGGGACGACCGCUACAGAUCAGAUAUCCACUCAGAAGCGGUGCAGGCUGCCUUGGCAAAGCACAAGGAGGAGAAGAUGGCGCUGCCCAUGCCCACCAAGCGCCGCUCAGCCUUCGUCCAGUCACCAGUGGAGAACUGCACUCCUCCAGACACGUCGUCGGCGUCCGAGGACGAGGGUUCGCUACGUCGACAGGCGGCCCUGAGUGCGGCUCUGGCCCAGAGCCUCCAGAGCCCCGACUACUGGAUCAACCGCUCGGUCCAGAGCUCCUCCACCUCCUCAUCCGCCUCCUCCACCCUGUCCCACGGAGAGAACAAGGCACAGCCGCAGCCCACCUCUGCCCUGGCCGACCUGCUGGCAAGCACACGCAUAGAGAACAGCGCCCCACCGGACGUGACGUCCUCCACCCCCGAGAGAACUCCCAGGGCGGACGCCCGCGUGGACCUGCCCCCCACCCCUGUCCCCAGGGGGAUGCCCAGAGGACAGAGUCGCCUCAGCAUGCUGGACACCACCGCCGACGGAAAGAGGAAAGGUGUUCCAGUGAACAGCCGUGUUUCCACUAAGAUCCAGCAGCUCCUCAACACCCUGAAGAGACCCAAGAGACCACCGCUCAGCGAGUUCUUCCUGGACGACUCAGAGGAGAUCGUAGAGGUGCCCCAGGCCGACCCCAACACCCCCCGACCGGAGGGCCGUCAGAUCAUCCCGGUGAAGGGGGAGCCCCUGGGUGUGGUCAGUAACUGGCCCCCGGCCCUCCAGGCGGCGCUGGCCCGAUGGGGGGCCACGCAGGCCAAGAGCCCGGCCCUCACCACCCUGGAUGUCACCGGGAAACCCCUCUACACCCUGACGUAUGGUAAACUGUGGAGCCGCAGUUUGAAGCUGGCCUACACUCUGUUAAACAAGCUGGGCACCAAGAACGAACCUGUCCUGAAGCCUGGUGAUCGGGUAGCGCUGGUGUAUCCUAACAGUGACCCCGCCAUGUUCUGGGUGGCCUUCUAUGGUUGUCUGCUGGCAGAGGUUAUCCCUGUGCCCAUUGAGGUGCCCUUGUCUAGACAGGACGCCGGAAGUCUCCAGAUAGGUUUCCUUCUGGGUAGCUGUGGCGUAAGCCUGGCCCUGACGAGUGAGAUCUGUCUCAAAGGACUGCCCAAGACACCGCAAGGAGAGAUCAUGCAGUUCAAAGGUUGGCCCCGAAUGAAGUGGGUCGUCACGGACACCAAGUACCUAACCAAGCCCUCUAAAGACUGGCAGCCGCACAUUCCCACGGCCAAUACGGACACGGCUUACAUUGAGUACAAGGCCAGUAAGGAGGGGACCGUGAUGGGUGUAGCUGUGUCCAAGGUAGCCCUGUUGACCCACUGUCAGGCUUUGACACAGGCCUGCAACUACUGUGAAGGAGAAACGUUGGUCAAUGUGCUCGACUGUAAGAAAGACAUGGGCUUGUGGCACGGCGUCCUAACUAGCGUCAUGAACCGGAUCCACACCAUAACUGUGCCCUAUGCCGUCAUGAAGGCGUGUCCCAUGUCCUGGGUGCAGAGAGUCCACAUUCACAAAGCACGGGUUGCCUUGGUGAAGUGUCGUGACCUUCACUGGGCUAUGAUGGCUCACAGGGACCAGAAGGACACCAACCUGUCCUCCAUACGCAUGCUUAUAGUUGCAGACGGCGCAAACCCCUGGUCUGUGUCGUCGUGCGAUGCCUUCCUCAAUGUGUUCCAGUCUCACGGGUUAAAGCCGGAGGUCAUCUGCCCCUGUGCCUCCUCUCCUGAAGCCCUCACUGUGGCCAUUCGCAGGCCUGGUGCCCGCGGUACCGCCCUCCCGGCCAGGGCCAUUCUGUCCAUGGGGGGUCUGAGCCACGGGGUCAUCCGGGUCAACACAGAGGACAAGAACUCUGCUCUCACUGUGCAGGACGUGGGCCAUGUCAUGCCUGGAGCUCUGAUGUGCAUUGUGAAGCCUGACGGGCCUCCUCAGCUUUGUAAGACCGAUGAGAUCGGAGAGAUUGUGCUGAACUCCAGGGCGGGGGGCACCAUGUACUACGGUCUGCCGGGAGUCACCAAGAACACCUUUGAGGUGAUCCCUGUGAACCUGGCUGGGGCCCCUAUAGGGGAAAUUCCCUUCACCAGGACCGGGCUUCUGGGCUUCGUAGGGCCGGGAAGCCUGGUGUUCGUAGUAGGAAAGAAUGAGGGGCUUCUGACCGUCAGUGGCAGAAGACACAACGCUGAUGACCUUGUGGCCACCGCGCUGGCCGUGGAGCCAGUCAAAACGGUCUACAGGGGAAGGAUUGCUGUGUUCUCUGUGACAGUGUUUUAUGAUGAGAGGAUUGUUAUUGUAGCAGAACAGAGACCUGAUGCCAGUGAAGAGGACAGUUUCCAGUGGAUGAGCAGAGUGCUACAGGCCAUAGACAGUAUUCACCAGGUGGGUCUGUACUGCCUGGCCCUGGUGCCCGCCAACACCUUGCCCAAGACCCCCCUGGGAGGCAUCCACAUCUCCGAGACCAAACAGAACUUCCUGGAGGGGAACCUGCAUCCCUGCAACAUCCUGCUGUGCCCCCACACCUGUGUGACCAACCUGCCCAAACCCCGACAGAAACAGCCAGUUGGCGUGGGUCCGGCAUCCAUCAUGGUGGGAAACCUGGUAGCGGGGAAGAGGAUGGCCCAGGCUGCAGGCAGAGAGCUGGGGGUGGUGGAGGAAGAGGGCCUCGUGAGGAAGCUCUGUAUGUGGCCCACCAUGACGCACCAGUUCCUGUCUGAAGCACUGCAGUGGAGAGCCCAGACAGACCCUGACCACGUCCUCUACGUCCUGCUCAACGCCAAGGGGGUGGCGGUGUGCACAGCCACGUGUGUUCAGCUGCAUAAGAGAGCGGAGAAGAUAACCUCAGCGCUGAUGGAGAGAGGAGGCUUGAACACUGGGGACAACGUGGUGCUGCUUUACCCCCCAGGCAUUGAUCUGAUAGCUGCGUUCUACGGCUGUCUGUACGCGGGGGUCAUUCCUGUGACGGUGCGACCCCCUCACCCCCAGAACCUGACCGCCACCCUGCCCACCGUCCGCAUGAUCAUCGACGUGAGUAAAGCAGCCUGUAUCCUGACCACCCAGACACUCAUGAGGAUCCUCAGGUCAAGAGAGGCUGCCGCCAGCGUCAAUAUCAAGACAUGGCCCACUAUCAUAGACACAGAUGACCUGCCCCGGAGGCGCCCCCCCCAGCUCUACAAGCCCCCCACAGCAGAGAUGCUGGCCUACCUGGACUUCAGUGUGUCCACCACCGGCAUGCUGACUGGGGUCAAGAUGUCCCAUGCAGCUGUCAGUACCCUGUGUCGCUCCAUCAAACUGCAGUGUGAGCUGUACUCCUCGCGCCAAAUAGCCAUCUGUCUGGACCCCUACUGUGGCCUGGGCUUCGUACAGUGGUGCCUCUCUAGUGUUUACUCUGGGCAUCAGUCCAUCCUCAUCCCCCCCAUGGAGCUGGAGAUGUCCCUGCCUCUGUGGCUGAGCACACUGAGUCAGUACAAGAUCCGAGACACCUUCUGCUCCUACUCUGUCAUGGAGCUCUGCACCAAGGGCCUGGGCACCCAGACUGAUGCACUGAAGGCGCGCGGUGUGAACCUGUCGUGUGUGAGGAGUUGCGUGGUGAUAGCGGAGGAACGCCCCCGACUGGCCCUGACCCAGUCCUUCUCCAAGCUGUUCAAAGACCUGGGUCUCUCUCCCCGGGCCGUCAGCACCGCCUUUGGAUCCAGGGUCAACCUGGCCAUCUGCCUGCAGGGCACCGCCGGACCGGAUCCCUCCACCGUCUACGUAGACAUGAAGUCGCUCCGCCACGACCGGGUGAGGCUGGUAGAACGAGGAGCGCCCCAGAGUCUGUCCCUCAUGGAGUCUGGCACUAUUCUCCCAGGGGUCAGGGUGAUCAUCGUUAACCCAGAGACCAGAGGCCCAUUGGGAGACUCCCAUCUAGGAGAGAUCUGGGUUAACAGCCCCCACAGUGCUAGCGGCUACUACACCAUCUACGGGGAGGAGAGCCUCCAGGCUGACCAUUUCAACACGCGGCUGAGCUUCGGGGAGCCCCACACUCUGUGGGCGCGGACGGGCUACCUGGGUUUCGUCAGGAGGACUGAGCUCCUGGGCGCCACUGGAGAUCGCCAUGACGCCCUGUUUGUGGUGGGUCAGCUGGAUGAGACGCUGGAGCUGAGGGGGCUUCGCUACCACCCCAUCGACAUCGAGACGUCCGUGUCCCGCGCGCACCGGAGCAUCGCCGAGAGUGCCGUGUUCACGUGGACCAACCUCCUGGUGGUGGUGGCUGAGCUGGCCGGUUCGGAGCAGGAGGCCCUGGACCUGGUUCCCCUGGUGACCAACGUGGUGCUGGAGGAGCACCACCUCAUCGUGGGGGUGGUGGUCAUCGUGGACCCGGGGGUCAUACCCAUCAACUCCCGCGGGGAGAAGCAGAGGAUGCACCUCCGGGACUCCUUCUUGGCCGACCAGCUGGACCCAAUCUACGUGGCCUACAACAUGUGAGGAUGACCCGCGGACCUCAGUUUGGAGGCUCGGGCUCUGGGGCUUUAACAUUGGACAGACACGGGGAGGGGGGGGUUGUUAAAAUGGCCCUCACCUACUCACUCACCUGGCAGUGGGAAGGACCAGGUGUCAGAGGUGGUGCUGCUGGACGGGCUUGGAUCCAGUUCUGCCUUGGGCUCUGUCAUCUCCCGGUUGGCGUGAAGCUUCGGCGCGUCCAUCUGCGCAGGGUUGAGCUGUCUCUCACAGGUGCUAAUCAAACCACUUUCGCCUCCCUCUGACAGAGCUUGAAGACGAGUGUUUUCUCCUGUUUGAUUGACAUUUGGGUCCACCUAUCAAAUGCACGUAUGCGACUACUGACCACUUGCUUUCCCUCCACUCCUCCCUCCCCCCGACUGCUCCGAUCAGCGAUUUUAUCCCCAGACAUUGUGAUUACUAUGGAUGUUUUUUUUAUCGAAGAAGACAGAAACAGAGUAGAGAUCGGUCUCUGUCCAUUCCCUGGGUUGUAUCUAGUUCAGCCUGUUUCUUGCCUCCCUCGUGUCCACGCUCCCUCUUAUUUGUCAGGACGAUGACGUGAAGCCCGACAGACAAGCCGGAAUGCUCCCCCAUGCACUUUAACCUUUCCCUCCGUCACCAUCCCCGUCUCUUCUAGCCUGGUACCUGAUGCGUUUGUGCUGUCUCGUCGUGUCACUAAGGCCACCAAGGCCACAGGUGAAAAGACUGUGUAAGCAGAUCUGAGACCAGUGCUUUGGUCUGUUCCACAUGGCGUCCUAUUCCCUGUUGGCCCUCGGUGAAAACCCAGCCGAAUAUGUCUCUGGGAUAGUGGACAGGACACUGAACUUUACAUACUUUUUCACCACGAAACGCCGACGAACUAGAAUGAGCAGUAUUACUUCCGACACCAGCAGCCUCCGCAGCUCACGCCGGCAAACCAACAGGCGCCUCACGCCGGCAAACCAACAGGCGCCUCACGCCGGCAAACCAGUGGCUGUGAUUAGACCACGGAGCUGCGAUUAGAUCGGUCAUCUUUACGUUUCCGUCCCAUACGUCUUGGUGUGUUUCAAACAGCUUACUGCUCUGUUACAGGCCUUUUCUUUUUACUGGAGGAACAAAUCACUUUGAAUUGGUAUGGAGUGGAAAUCAUGUACCUCAGAGGCACACCAGCUGGGAGAGCUCAAGCAGACAGAUCAGCCAUGUUUGGUUAGAUUUUUUUGUAUUUUUGUGGAAGAUUUUGGAAGUCCUUGGCGUACGGGCGAGAGUCUGAUCCAUGAGAGUUCUCUUCAACCAUGUAAAGAAAACAAAGUCCUUUUUCACUGUAAUGCUGUUUUUUGGGUAUAUGUUUAAUGUCCCUAGCGCCAUAGGGCCAGUGUAGAUAUUUACCUUCAUGCAUCUGUACUGAACCAUACAUUAAUGAUUUGUAAAUCAUUAUUUAAAUGUCAAGCAAGCACACAAUACUGGUAAUAGGAACAGUGUUGGAACCGUUAGAUUUACUUUUGAUGAACAUGCUUAACUUGCUGGCUGACUUGUUCCCAGAGUCUGAAUCGUGUCUCUGCUUGAAUAAUAAUCAGUCAUUAUCGGCAGGUCAGCAGAGUGCUAUCCUCUGGCACGGGGCUUUCACCUAGCCAAGCCCGUUACUCUACAAAACGUUCCUAACGCCGCGUGGCGCUGAUUGUGCCACACGGAGCGUCUUUAACUCUGACGUCACAAAAGGCUAUGUCUGGCGUCCCAGAACCCUCCAGCCCGGUGCCUUUGUGGUGUCAUGUACCGCGGUGUCAAAAUUAAGGACGUUACUUACCAAAACCGUUUGCCGUGGGUGUAAGACGAGGUCAACGUUUUGCCUUACGAAACCUGUGGAUCUUUUAAUACUUUUUGUUUUAUCUGACAGAGGCUUUCAUUUUAUUGUCGUACUUGUGUACUGAAUAGAAAAAGGGACAGUGGAGGCUGAGAUGUUGAUAGUCUAGGGUAUAUUUUAGAGGUCAAAAACUGUAUAGCUGGCAUACUGUGUAGAUUGAAAGGAACUUAUUCUUUGUUGAUAAAACUUGACUGAUCUUUCAUACUUGACAGCAAAUUUCUGCAUUACUGACUUAAAUGUAGGCUAAGUAACAUUUAAAAAAUAAAAAAAAUUAAGGAAGUGUGUCUUAUGGUUUUGCAGGUGGUAACAAUUUGCACUUUCCCUUCUGUUUGUUCUAUGUGUGUGUAUGUGCUGGUCUGCCAGAUUGACUUAUGAGGUUUAAAUGGUUACACUGUUUGCCUUUUACUCGUGCAAAACAUUUUAUUUCCCUUUUUAAUUAAAAUGACAUUGAAAUAGAAUAAUGUCUUUUCUUUAAAAAUGCCAGGUCGUUAUCUGUCGGUUGGCCUGUUUUAUGUCAAAUUCACUGUAUUACAUGUAUCAUCGCUCAACGUCCCAGGAAUCCCAGCUAGCAUAAAUCUACUCAUUGAGAGGUUCUUGAUAGUUUUUUUUUUUACGCAGAUUUUGUUUUUCUUUUUUCUCAAAAGUACAUUUAACAGCACAACUCUCAUGCAAAAUAAAAGUUUUAAAAAGCCUUGUUUGAUUUGGAAGUAGUUAGACUACUUGAAUGACAGACGAACAUUGUAUUUUAUACAGUACAUUGUAAUCUGUAAGUCCAUCGUUAGAUCAAAGUUAAAUUGAAAAUAAAUGUAUACUGAUGAUGUCAUUGUUUUGCCUAUUCUGUGGAAUUUGGCCGUCCUGCCAAGUCGUUAAAGUAUCAUUUCUGCUAAGCAUCUAUAAAUGAUCUUACAGUGGUGUUAAACUAUAGAAUUGAUCAAGUUUACGUGUCAAAUAGCCACGGUCAUGUUCCAGGUCCAUUCAACUCAUGUCACCCUUCAUGUAUUCAUCAGACAUAUCGGUGCUGCCCAAAACUGGAAAGAGUGGGGAUAAGGUGCUGUUCUUUUUAAGAAUAUGACUGUGGAGGAAGAAAAGCGAGCUUCAGUACUAGCUUUUUUGAAAUUGUACAAUUUCGCCAUUGAACAAAUAUACAUGACACCUAGUUUGGGCCAACUAUCAGGAUGUCCAACAUGUUUUCUCUUGAAAACAUUGUGCCCAUUGUAGUAAAACUGAAAACAAUAAAAUACAUCUUCUGGAGUCAGUGAGUUGUGAGCACAACAUGUACUGUACUUGUGUAGUGAUAAAAAAAAAAAAAAAUGAGAUUUUGGAUUAUGAAUGUUUAUUUGCAAACCUCAAGGGCCCUAUGUGAUAUUAUACCUCAAGUGUGUACACUAUGCAUAAACGCUGCGUAUGAUGUUUUCAAUAUAGCGGUGCGAUGAUGAACUCCGAAUAGAGGCGCACGUGUCCAGUGUGACCAAUGCUCUGUCAUGUUGUCAAUGGUGGAAUCACUUUGUUUUCUGUCUGGUUUAGCAAGUGGAGACAAUAAAAAGAGGCUUUUGUCAGCA